AUGGCAAUGGCCGACGACGGAGGGCGCUGGUGCCCGUCACAGAGCCCGCCUGCCUCCCCGGCUAACUACAAGCGCCGCCGCUUCCCCGACGACGUCCGGUCUGACGCCUCCCCAGAGCGCCACAAGCGCCACCACCGUUACGCCGACUCGGCGGUAGAAGAAGGGGAGGUACUCGGCGCCGGCGGUGCUGCUACUGCUAUGGAUGUCGAUGCUGAUUCUGCGAACAGAUACAGCAGGGGAAGGUAUACAGAAAGAAGAAGCUACUACAGUAGAUCGCACUCAAGCGGAAGUUUGCGCGGCCGUGGCGAAAGCCCGGAGAGGGAAAGGCAGAGUGGCAGUUCCAGGCGUGGUGAUCAUGCGAGGAGGAGAAACUCUGAUACUGAGUAUCGGCAUGGCAGGAUAGACAGUUCGCACGAAGUACGCGGCAGAGUUAGCAACAGCGCUAGCCACAGGGAUUCUGCAACAAGCUCAAAAUGCAGAAGUUCUGAUGUCUACAAGGUGAAGCCAAGGUCCGAGGAAAAAGAUGGACAUGAUAUUAGCCAUAAAAGGCAGAGGUCCGAAGAGGUGAAGGACAAGUCUGCUUCCAAGGUGGAAGAACAAGGGGAGUGCCAGGAGAAAAUUGUCGAACCGAAGAUAGCAGUUCAGGAACACGCUGAUGAAAAGUUUGAGAUGGAAAGCCGGAGGACAGAAGCUGCCUUGCCCAAGUCUAGCGAUCAGAAACAAAUGCAGAAGAUGCAGCAGGUGGAAUGCGUACCAUGUUGCAAUGUUGAUGGGCACAAAACAGGACAUCUGAAAGACAAGAAUGAGGAGAACAGUUCUAUCACCAAAGUGGGAAAGCCUCCUGCUCGCAUUGAUAUUUCAAUUAGCACGGGAGCACUUGCAAACAAGACUGAGAGACCAGCAGUUAUGAUUUCAAGUGCCAUUGCUACUGGACGACCACGGUCUGGAAUUCAAAAAUCUGGAAAGGAGGAUUUGCACACAGAGAGAAAUGUUCACCCUGACAACUGGGAUGAUGCAGAGGGGUACUACGCUUACCGGUUGGGGGAGGUUCUGGGUGGCCGGUAUGAGAUCACAGCGGCACAUGGGAAGGGUGUGUUCUCAAGAGUCGUCCGGGCAACAGAUCACAAAGCUGGGAAAGGUGAUCCUGAGAAAGUUGCAAUUAAAAUUAUUCGCAACAAUGAUACGAUGUACAGGUCUGGUAAGCAAGAGGUUGCGAUCUUGGAAACGCUAACAAGCGCAGACCGUGAGGACAAGCGCCACUGCGUGCGGUUCAUCUCUAGCUUCAGGUACCGGAACCAUCUCUGCCUAGUUCUUGAAUCUCUCCACAUGAAUCUUCGUGAGGUGCUGAAGAAAUUUGGUCGUAACAUCGGGCUUAAACUGACCGUGGUGAGGAUAUACGCAAAGCAGAUUUUCAUCGCCCUGAAGCACUUGAAGGAUUGCAAAGUUUUGCACUGUGAUAUAAAACCUGACAAUAUCUUGGUGAACCAGGCUAAGAAUGUGCUCAAGCUGUGUGAUUUCGGCAACGCUAUGCUUGCGGGAAAGAACGAGGUUACACCUUAUCUUGUCAGUCGUUUCUAUCGGGCACCAGAGAUUAUUCUUGGCUUGCCCUAUGACCACCCAUUGGACAUGUGGUCGGUUGGUUGCUGUCUAUAUGAGCUUUGCACAGGGAAAGUCUUAUUCCCUGGAGAAUCAAACAAUGAUAUGCUUCGGCUUCAUAUGGAGUUGAAGGGGCCCUUCCCUAAGAAGAUGCUUCGUAAGGGUGCCUUUACGAUGCAACACUUCAACCGAGAUCUGAAUUUUCAAGUCACCGACAAGGAUCCUGUGACCAACAAGCAGGUUGUGAGAAGGUUAAUAUUUAACUUUAAACCAAAAGGCAUUGGUUCUUGUAUUUCAGGCAUUCCUGGAGAGGAUAAAAAAACGGUAUCCAGUUUCAGAGACCUCCUUGAUAAAAUAUUUUCCUUGGAACCAGCAAAGAGGUUAACUGUAGAAGAAGCACUUCUCCAUCCUUUUAUCACUGGCAAGUGA
Panicum virgatum (switchgrass) is the source of this 2025-nucleotide messenger RNA. Its product is annotated as serine/threonine-protein kinase prp4-like. NCBI's taxonomy places the organism in Eukaryota, Viridiplantae, Streptophyta, Magnoliopsida, Poales, Poaceae. Bases 1 to 2025 code for a protein of 674 amino acids. Gene Ontology annotation, molecular function: protein serine/threonine kinase activity; ATP binding. The record is from RefSeq and is a predicted model, not a curated record. Gene Ontology annotation, biological process: peptidyl-threonine phosphorylation; mRNA cis splicing, via spliceosome; peptidyl-serine phosphorylation. The transcript has a single exon.